AUGUUCAAGACGUCUGCACUCCUUGCGCUCUUGUCGGCCUCAUAUGGCUCGGCACAGUCGGGCUCCUGUCAACAGCCCAGCGGCGACUUCAACAUCACCUCGUUCCAGCUGUACCCCGAAAACCUCGACUUUGACCCGAGCAGGUGCCGCAUUUACAUGGGUGUUCUGUACAACGCCACCAUCGCCACCUAUGACAUCGCACAGCAGAGAGUGCUCGACGAGGUCAUCACCAUCCCCAACAUCAGCGGUGAUCCUCUGAUGCACGCCAGCGGCAUCCAGUAUGACGACCGAAACGACAGGCUCUCCGUCAUGCUCAACGCCGGCGCCGCCUUUGAUACUCAGGGUGCAAACACCGCGGGCGACAACAACGUCAUGAGCUACGACCUCAAGAGCAACACGAUCCGCUUCGUUGUCAACCUCAGCAACUACUCCGAUCCCGAGUUCAGGGGUUUCCAAGACAUGGAGCACGACAACGAGGGCAACAUCUUUGUCAUCGGGACGUUUGGUGGCAGCGUAUUCCGCAUCAGCGCCGAUGGCAGAAACGUGACCCAGUGGUGGCGGGCUUCCAACUCGUCUGACAGAGGCCUCACCGGCGUUGCCAAGUUGAACGAGACGACGCUGCUGAUCACCGACAACAACGACUCGCAGGUGUACCGCUACAGCAUGACGGAGAGCAACCAGCGCGUCCAGGUUGUGCUCUCAGGCGGCGCCAGUAUCAACCCCGACCUGGACGGCAUCUACUUGCCGCCCAUGCACAACGGCACCGUCCUGCUCGUGUCUACCCAGCUCAACGGCACAGUUGUCCUUCGUAGCAACGAUGGGUGGGCCACCGCCGACAGGCUCGGGGUCAUCCCCGAUAAGUUUGCCGACGAGCAGGGAUUCACCACCGCCUCGGUCGAGGCCGGAGGACGAAUCCUGUCCAUCCACGAGUACUUCGCCGACAGCGACGGCACCAAGCCCGGCAACAGGUCUCAGUUCCCCGUUGCCGACAUCACCGAUAGCGUCGAGGAGCUGCUUGCUGGAAACCCAUCCGGUGCUAAGGGCACGAGCGCCAGCGCUUCCGGCGUCCCGGCCUCUCCGGAGGGCGGCUCUGGGAGAGCGAUUGUGUCUUGGGGCGCCCUUGGUGCCGCUGCUGGUCUGGUUCUCCUGCUGAUUUAA
Molecule: messenger RNA, 1158 nt
Organism: Hirsutella rhossiliensis
Lineage: Eukaryota; Fungi; Ascomycota; Sordariomycetes; Hypocreales; Ophiocordycipitaceae
Exons: 2
Coding region: 1-1158 (385 amino acids)
Source: RefSeq, a predicted model, not a curated record